Molecule: messenger RNA, 6833 nt
Organism: Xyrichtys novacula (pearly razorfish)
Lineage: Eukaryota; Metazoa; Chordata; Actinopteri; Labriformes; Labridae
Source: the annotation of a GenBank genome assembly
GGACGCGAUGUGUCGCCUUCAGGAAGUUGUGGUCUACUGUCAGAAGGAAGACGCCCGUACCGUAGUAAGAGCGGAGUCAUGGCUGUAAAAACAAACAAGUCCUGGUUCAUCAUCUUCGUUUUGUUCUUCAUACUUAUGUAAGUAAAUCUACGGAGAAAAUACAAUUUAAGUUUAUGAUCUAUGACGUUGUUGUCACGUGUUUGACAGAUAUUAAGUCUGUUUUAUACGUUUUACACGCAUUUCAGCGCUUCGUUGAGGUUCCGGUGGAUUUUAACAAUAACACAAGAUAACGUCAAAUGUAUGAGUAAAAGUUUCUGUGAGUUUAAGUCAAAGUUAAGUAGCUUAUCCAUACGCUAACAUAUUUGAGGUAAAGUUAAAGGAAGGUGGGGCUCGGGCUGGGGUACAAACCUGUGGGGGUACGGGAUUUCCCAUAACACUCGAGUUCAUAUUUUAGUCUGAAAUUCACACGUCAAGAGCAAAUAAAACCACGUUUGACAAUUUGUAACACUUACUUGACACCAUUUUACCCCUUGAGGUCACGCCACAGGGCGACUGCACUUUCACUUUCGUUUUUACUGCCACUUUCAGGUCCAUCUCUUUCGCCAGGAGUCAGUGCGUGGAUGGGACGUACAAGCACGCAGGGAGGGACUGCUGUCGGUGUGGGGCUGGUAUGUACCUCUGAUAUCAUUUCGUGAGCUUGAAUGACAACAAAACAUUGAUAUACAAGUUAAAAUGUAGGGGAGACUUGUCACACUUUUUACACUCUUAUAUAUCACUUUGAAUCAAUACAUCAUAUGUAAACAUUAUGUGUACUAGAUCAAAGACCAAAGUCUCAGGUAUAUAUUUUAUAUUUAUGUCAUUUUCAUAUCUUGUGUCAGUUCAGAGUCAUAAGCAAUCAAAUAGAGAGUGUGAACAUGUGACAUGUUGCCCCACCAUCAGGUAAGUUGUCUCACUACAUGGGGUAAGACGUCACAGUGGAUUUUGCAGCUAAUAAAUCAAGGAAAAAAUUAUUGUUGUAAUUUUUUUUUACAUUAAAGUGGGGAUCAAAGUCAGGCACAGGAAAUGUUUAUGUUUUAAUCAUUACACAUAGCCAUUCAACAAAUGUUAACAUAAAAGAUUAUACAACAUGCUCUGGAGUUUGGAGAUCUGUCUGACUCUGUAUUUCGGCUGGGGUGAAUGUUUUGCAAUACUGAGCCAAGGUAUGGUAGUUGACAUUAAAGUCCUUUAUUGUAGUCCAGAUUGAUUUAUUAGCGAGGGUCACCUGCCUGACUGCCCUCAGCAUCACGUCAGGUACUGCACUGACAUGUUCCUUUUUUCUUUUGUAAUUCCUGACCAUGUUUUCUCACUUUCUCCUCUCACUUUUUUCCGUAAAAAUAAAUUCAAAAUAUCAAUAUGACAACUGCUAAUAAGCAGACUCUCUGUUUAUUUUAACCCCUUUUAAACAUGACAACUAACCCCAAAAUGACUGAGACAUGUUGCCCCAAACUACCAUGUUUGCCCAUUCUAGCUCUAGCUUAAAUUUAGUUUAAAACAGAACAAUGACUGAGGUAUGACAGGAUGCCUUAAUCUCUCCUCUGACAAGUCCACAUAUUUCACUGCUUUUUAGUUGCGCCCUCUGGUGGCAAAGAUAAUUGCAAUGUGACAACUUACCCAUGUGACAACAAGCUCUGGUCUCCCCUAACCCUCUCUUAUUGAAGUGGAGAGUUAAAAUAAUCAUCAAAAUGUUUUAAGAAUUUAAGAAUGCUACAAAGAUCAUUAACUCAAAUGAUUAUUUUGAUUGGUUUAUGUCAACAGUUUGUAUUUUAUUUGCAUCAAUGAACCAAUAAUUUAUUUGCAUCAUUGGUUCAUUACACAUGUUUUGUGUCUCCAUGCUGUAGGUUCUAAGGUGGUGGAGCACUGUACUGAGAAUCUAAAACAUGGAAAGUGUGAGCCCUGUGAGGAUGGGAGGUUCAACAGUCAUCCAACUGGUGAAACCAAGUGUGAAGACUGCACUUUCUGCACACACCCCAAUGGUAAAAGACCCCUGUUAUACUAAAAUAUUCCUUAUAUUCCAGGUACAGCCAAAAUCAAAACAUUGGUGGGAAAUUUAAAAAAGUAGCGUACGGUUCAAUUUUUGUUUUUACACUCAACAUUUGUCUCUGAAAGAAUCAAAUUGUAUUUAAAUUCUGCUUUUACAAAAGUUCAAUGGUAAAGUUUGGUUCAACCUCCUUUUAUGGAGUUCCUUAACAAAAUAACAAGUGACUAAUUUAAAAAGAAAACACAAUUACUGUUAUAAGAUUGUAUAGAAAAUAGUAGAUAGUGAAAAAUGUUUGAUGAUGCUAUUCCCUUCAUCCGUCACAGUGGAAAUAUUUCUAAAAUUAAACAUCAUACAAAUUUACAUGGGUGCAGACAUUUUUCUCAUAGAGUAAAUCAGGAAAUAUUAAACACCAGUUCAAGAUUCAGUGAAAUCAGCUCCUCCUAUCACAGUGUUUGCUUUUGCCAUCCUUUAGAAAAUCUGGAGGUAGAUGAACCCUGCACCGCUGCCAGGGACGCUAAGUGUCGCUGUCAACCAGAUCACUACUGUGUCAGUGGCACAGAAUCCUGUCUCCUCUGCCACCCUUGUAAAAAGUAAGUUCUGCCCGAGUGAAUAUCUAAUACCUUGAAGACAACUUUAUACAUUUGUUUGAAAAGACAAAAGAUAGUCAGAAAACAUCGCAAAUGUACAGAUUUAUCCUCACAGACCUUCAGAUGAUUAUAGAAAUGUUAGAGAUGCAAAUUUGUUCUCUCAUUUUUCCUUCCUUUCUUGUUUAUUGUGUUCAAGGUGUGGUGCUGAGGGCAUCAAAUGGAAAUGUGCCGGUAACAAUAACACAGUCUGCAAUGAAAUUAAAGGUAGGCUUUGGUAAUUGUAAUCACGUAUGUCGUUUCUUAACACAGAUGCCAUAAUUUUGGUCAUCAUAUCUUCUUACAUCCUUAAUUUUGCAUUUCAGAUAAGAGUCAAGGUGGGGUGAUAGCCGGAAUAAUUUUUGCAGUCAUUUUUGUGAUUGCUGUGUGCGCAGGGAUUGCUUGGUUUCUUUGGAAGAAACGUGAGUAUUCCCACUACUCUACAGUCCCACCAGGGUUUAGGGGGAUUUCCUGUAAUUGUUUCAGUCUCAAUGCCUGAUUUCACAGGAAUUGCAAAAGAUAUUAAAGCCACAGGUGUACAAUUCCCUCUAAUGUUUAUGAAACAUUACAGCACUAAGGGGAAUCACUGUUUUAUAUCAUCUAUAUCAGUUAAAUUCAGUGAUAUUAACAUGGAAACAGGUUGAUUGGUUUAAAUUGCGUGGACUGGCGAGUAUUUUAUGGUGUGAAUAUGAGACGCUUUUUCUGAUGAUGGCAAUCAAGUACGUGAAGAUUGGAAAAUUAUCUAAUGGUUUAUCACACAUGACUGGGAUGACUGAUCAUGGCCAGGUCAUUCAUAAGCAGAAACCUGACAUGGUAUAAAGAUGACGAGAAAUGUUGUGUGUCUGUGCACAGAGUAUCUGACAAUUCCUAAAGUAUGAAAAAACAAAGCAGUAUGACGUGAUGUAAAAAACUCUUAGGGGACCAGCAGAUGGCACUGAAACCUCAUGCUGACCUCCGAGAAAUAGCAAAGUUCAUCAGCUGUAUUAUGUGUCUGUUAACUUUCAAUUUAUCCGCUAUGCGUCAGGCCAACCGAGCACUGGUGAGCCGGGGAAUGGAAAUGGAGAAGAUGAGGUGAGUUAUUUUCUUUUAGUCAUUUUGUAACUCUUGUUUUAACAUAUGGCCUUUGUCUUGUAUUUUUUCUAAGCCUAUCAAACCUGUUUUGUCACACUCAUAUCUACUCAGUAGUGCUAGUAUGAUAAACAUAUUUCUAUCUCUGCUCUAAUAAAGCCGCUCAUCUCUAAGGGAGCUAAAGGUUAGUUGUCUAAAGCUGUUGAUGUUGUAAAGGUGUGUGUUAUUGUAAGUAGUUUAGUGGUGUGACAUACUCUAUGUGCACAUUGUGUUAGAAGUCUUUACUCUUUGUCUUUAUUAGAAAAAAUUUUAAACAUUUAUUCUACUUCUGCCUUUCAGGAGUUGCAGCGUCUCAAAGGUAAGAAAGCAUGCUCUUUUUUUCUAUACUGUGAAUUGAUUGAAUCAUGGACCAGUAUUUCAUUUACAUCAUCUCUCUCGCUGAAUUCAUGUUUUCCGCCCACUACUGUACUGUGUUUAGGUUAAGGUCAGUAAUGAACUGGUGAGGGGUCAGUCAUCUGUCAGUCUGAAGUCGCUGUAGCAGUUUGAGAACAUAAUUCAUCAAUGUAUCUACCCUUGACUGCAACUAUAUUGAAUACCUUUUCUUCAUUUCCACCCCUUGAGGGAUGUAAAGCUGAAAAAAUUGCCCAAAUUGUUCGUAGAGGAUGCUGCAGGAACCCACAAAGCCAACAAAGUUGUCAAUCAGUCAUCUUUAAAAAAUAAUACAAAAAUAUACACUCAUAAUGAGACAGAAACCAUGUAGAAAAAAACAUUUCAUAUAUAUAUAACUCAUAGUCUGACCCAUGUGACCCAUACUGCAGCCAGUCAGUAGAUGGAGCUCUUAACCUUUUGACCUCAGAGUCAGUGAACACUUAUGGUGUCCACUUUAACAAACAGUGGGGUCAAGUGAGAUGCCAUUGACAAAAAUCUGAGUUAGAGACAGCUCUCCUUACCUACUGUGAGUAAAACUUGCUCCUUCACUUUUAACAUAACUAUCUUCACUUUGUCAUCACAUAGGCCUACAAUUAAAAAAAAGCCCCUUUAAGGUUCAAAAAAGUUGUGAUUUGUUCCGUGUGAUUUUGAUUUUGAAGUCACUCUUUUUUCCUGUCUCUUUAAUUUCAGGUGUGGAUAUCCAGCGCCUCAUCCCUGCCCUUGCUUUGGAAAUUGGAUGGAAAGAUAUGAAGAGAGUAGCGAUGCGCAGCGGGGUACCAGAUGCAAGGAUUGACGCUUGUAAACAGGAUAAUCUGGGUGACACUGAAGAGCAGACACUUCAACUGCUGAAGGUCUGGGUGGAACAUGUGGGCGCUAAGGCCCCAGAGAGGCUGGUAGAAAUCCUUAGACAAAGUGGCAAAAAGGCCAAAGCAGAAAAAGUGACUAAGAUUUUGAAGACUAGUUCAAAAACCUGCCUGAAUGUGUUUGUUUCUUGACCUUAUAUGAAAGGGUGAGGUCAAACACUCAUGAUGAGUUAUUGCUGAGAAUUUUCCUUUAUGAGUAAGAUCAUGCAAAUACUUGCACACAUGUUGCUCAGCAAAGUUGUCAAACUAUAGUCUCUUUUAAUGAUUUGACACAGAGGGAUACCAUGUUUGUUCCCACUGCGCAAUGCGACGUCAAAAUGACAUCUAUUGAACGUAUUUUUUCAACGUCAAAAUCAGGUCAUCUGAAAGUGCAUAUGGACGUCCUGUUCUGUUUAUUAUUGUUUCAUAGCUUGUCAUUUUGGUGUCUGGUUCUUUUUCCUUUUUCCUUGCAAAUGGGUUAGAGCAUGUAGGUCAAAGGGCUGACCUGGAUCUCUUUGUCUGACUUUGAUAGCCUCUUUCUAAUUUUCUUGGGCUUUGUUCUCCUGCAAUUUCCACCGUUGAGAUGGCCUUUAAAGUGUGUGUCUGUUGGAUGGUGGACAUCAAAGCUCAGAAUCUGCAACAUUUUGACAUUCCCCAUAAAGACAGACAUCACCUUUUGUGCAUGCUGUAUCAUGUUUCAUUUAAUAGUGACGUCUAAAUCUUGAAUCCAUUUUGCACGUUGUGCCGAUGUCUAGAUUUGGUCUUCAGAUGACGUCCAAAUUCUGAACCCCAGAGUGACAAUAUGGUCCAAUAUGGGUCCAAUAUGGACGUCGAAAUUUCUAACCUAUUUUGCACGUCGCACUGACGUCUAGAAGUGGUCUUUGACGAACCGACCCAAUACUGACGUGAUCUGCACGUCUCUUCGACAUCCGAUGUUUGGUGGGUUAUCGGUGUGAGAUAUAGAAACAAAAAACUGAGAUUUUCUUUUUGAUUGAUUGAUUGUAUAAAUAUUUAUCUUUAUACAAGUAAAAAGAAAAACACUUAAACUCCAGGAUGUGUUGCACAAUUUUAAAAUGAUAAAUCUGAGAAUAUCUUGAAUCUGUUUUUCCUGAAUAAUUUUGCCAUGCAAUCCUGUUCCCUCACUGUGUAAGCUGUGUUUUGAAACUCCCUGGUGUUAUGUUUAACUUAAGUACAUGCAGAACUAUGAAUACUGAGAUUUUAAGAUGAAUUUUAUGAUGGCUUUUGUCUUAAACACUGUGAUCUUACAUGGUGCUGCAGAGGAAAAAGUUAAAUCUGUGACAUCUCUAUUUAUCUAGUUGAAGGAAAAAAAAAAUUGUCAGUAUUUUUUAGGGAUUUUAAAUUUUGCUUUCAGCGUGCACUGAACCGUUUAUUGUGUAUUGAUAUACUGGUGUGCAUCAAGAUGUAUCAGUGCAAAUUUUAUGCUUCAUGCGGAUCAUGUGACGCUUGCAUCAGCCUGUGUAAUGUGUGUUAUAUCUGAAUAAAAGUCACUUAUUUUCUGAGUUCAGCAUUUGAAGCUGUAAUUUAUUAUUAUUAUUUUUUGUAAUUUUAGCUUCUCAAAAUGCGCCUUUAUGUUUUUCAUUUGCAACCUUACUCUGAAGGUGUCAUGUGGAAAGAGUUUUAUGGCACUAUGAUCGUUUUAAAAUUAGAUAACCUAAGACUUUUUUUCUUCACUCAGAAAAGUGUAUCCAGCCACUGUACUUACUCUCCAUAUAUGACAAUCAAAAGACGGCAGAAAAAGGACCAGUUUGUGCCCCUAAACUGGCUUUCAUAGGACUUGUUUAGAAGCACAUUAAAAUAAACCAGAAUCCUGCAAACAAACAGGAAGGAAGACCA